UUAAGAAAGGGUUAAUUUAAUGUGUCGUACUUGUGUGGAUUUAGGACCUUGGCGAUGGUUCGAUGAUUCAAUGCUUGAUUGUUGUGAACCACUAGAAAAGAUUAAAUCUGAAGGGAUUACAUUUGGGAAAGUGGCUUGUUUGGCUCAUUGCAAUGGAGCUAAAGUUGAUGCUUUUAGAACGAAUGGGAGCUCGAUUGAAGAGUUCCGCAAAUUUGUGAUCUUAUGUUCUGCUUCAGAGAAUUGUCAUUUGAUCACUUCAUACCAUAGAGGACAUUUUAAGCAGACUGGAAGUGGUCAUUUUUCACCAAUUGGAGGCUACCAUGCUGGAAGAGAUAUGGUUCUCAUAUCAGAUGUUGCUCAGUUUAAAUACCCUCCUCAUUGGGUUCCUCUUACACUUCUGUGGGACACCAUGGGCACCAUCGAUAAAGCGACAGGGCACCCAAGGGGGUACAUGAUUAUUUCUAGGCUUGAGCGAGCCCCGUCUGUUCUUUAUACUGUGAGUUCCAGGCACGAAAGUUGGAACAGUGUCGCAAUGUACUUAACGGAGGAUGUCCCUUUCCUCUUGAAGUUGGAGGAUCUAAAAGAUAUUCAGCACGUACUUUCUGUAAUUUUUAUAUCACCGCUUGCUGAUUUAAGAGAGUUCAUCAAAUGGAUUGCUGAAAUUCGUAUUCUAGAGGAUGGAAAUUUAAUUCUGAGUGAAGAAGAGAAGGAAAGGCUAACCGUAAAGAUUUGUUUUCGAAUUGAUCUAUUUUUCACAUUCUUGAUAAAAUGGCAAAGUCUGAUUCCAUUGAUUGGCGGCGCGAUUGGGGAGUCGUCGAUGGACGAAGAAGAGAAGAAAGAGGUUUGA
Molecule: messenger RNA, 847 nt
Organism: Cannabis sativa
Lineage: Eukaryota; Viridiplantae; Streptophyta; Magnoliopsida; Rosales; Cannabaceae
Product: glutathione gamma-glutamylcysteinyltransferase 3-like
Exons: 4
Coding region: 20-847 (275 amino acids)
Biological process (GO): phytochelatin biosynthetic process; detoxification of copper ion; response to metal ion
Molecular function (GO): glutathione gamma-glutamylcysteinyltransferase activity; metal ion binding
Source: RefSeq, a predicted model, not a curated record